GAGAGAGAAACGCUGCUCAGCAUUUAUAGCGGUUGUUGGAUCGCACCCUAGAUAACGUAUUGGAUAGAUUAAAAUGUAUACAUAUGAUAAUAUAGAAAGCGAGGUCUAAUCGGUCGAUAACGGUUCAUUUUAAUUGGCGCAAGAAACUAUUUUAAAAUUUUAAUGAAUAUUACGUGUGGAGAGAGUAAGAAAAAAUGACACAUCGAAAUAGAACUCGAAGUUAGAAUUUUCAAUAAGUAAUAUAGAACAUGUGGGUGCUUCCUACAUCAAAAAUAUCAAAUUUACAAUUGUUUUAUUAGCUAUCUUUUAUUCUCCAUACUACUGUGUUAUAAAUCUAAGCAUGUUUUCCAUGGUGCGCAACUUGUGGCAAUACAAUACAACAAUAGAAGAUAUUAUAGCUGAAUAUGUGGAUGUGGAUUUUACAUGGCUGUCAUGGCUGUUAAUGCCACUUCUUGUAACAUUUCUACUCCCGUUUGCGAUUGUGCUACUGUUAUAUCUAACUUGCUUAAUAUUAUAUGUCUACAAGUUACACAGAGUUAAACUAAGAAAUGCUUAUGGUACUGACUGGCGGAAUGCAGCACGCUAUACAGUUGCAGCUGUCUGGGAUGCACAUGGUUGGAUUUGGCAUGGAUAUGAAAUUGUGGGUUUAGAAAAUAUUCCUCAGGACAAACCAGUAUUAUUUGUAUAUUAUCACGGAGCUCUCCCAAUUGAUUUAUAUUAUUUUAUAGCUAAAAUAUUUCUAUUUAAUUCGAGAUUAGUACAUACAGUAGCAGAUCGAUUCUUUUUUAACAUCCCUGGAUGGUCUAUACUGACUGAUGUUAUGAGCGUAAUACCUGGUACUGUUCAAACAUGCUCUGCCAUUUUGAAAGAAGGAAAUAUGCUUGCUAUUUCCCCGGGCGGUGUACACGAAGCUCAAUUCGGUGAUUCCUACUAUCAACUUAUGUGGAAAAAGAGAGUAGGUUUUGCCAAGGUAGCUCUCGAUGCAAAAGUGAGUGUAAUUCCAUUCUUUACGAAAAAUAUUAGAGAAGCAUUUAGAACAGUAAGUUGGGGAAGAAGAAUAUGGUCGAGGAUAUAUGCCAAGACAAAACUACCAAUGGCACCAGUGUACGGUGGCUUCCCAGUAAAAAUGAUAACGUACGUGGGUAAGCCAAUUCCAUAUGAUGAAAGUCUCACACCUGAAGAGCUAAAAUUGAAGGUUGCUAAUGCUCUCGAAGAUUUAAUAAGAAAACAUCAGAGAAUACCCGGUAACAUAACGUGGGCUUUGUUCGAAAGAAUAUGUAAGAAACAUAUACGAUCAGAAAGAAAAGAGCAUUAAUAAUAAUUUCCUUUGAUGUACUUAACGAUUUUAAUACAGUCAAAAGUUCAUUUUAAAAAAUUAUUUUCAUAUAAUUGUCAAAUCUUUUUCUAGCUAUUAACACAAAAUAGGGGAUAUUUCUAAAUUGUCGUAUUUUCUUUUAGACUUACAUUUAUGUCAUUUUUUAUAUUUGUACUUAAAUACAGUUAGUUGUAUUAUAUAAGAGAUAUUUAUUUAUUAAAAAAACUAACAAAAACACUUCUAAUAGGAGGUGUAACAGACAUAUGUACAAUUCAAUAUAUUAGUAGACUGAUUUGUCAUAAUAUAUAAAUAAUAAUUUAUGAAAUAAUUGUAUUUUUGACAUAUUAGGUACAAACAGAUAUUCAAAAAGUAUUUCUUUCUGUUACCAUAUAUUUAAAAAAAUAAUGUUAUUGCUACAAUUUAUUGUUUUUAUAUGGAAUGAUUAUAAUAAAUGUAACAAAUAUUCCUGUUCUAAAAUGUGUAUUACCUGUAUCAUCAGAUGAAUCAAAUUUAUAUUUUAGACUUUCAAUAAUUCAUCUCUUAGUUUUUAAUUGUAAUUGUGAGAAUAUUUCAAUAAAACUGCAAGAAAUCUAUACA
This is a messenger RNA of Odontomachus brunneus, 1912 nucleotides long. Its product is annotated as transmembrane protein 68. Gene Ontology annotation, molecular function: acyltransferase activity. Bases 341 to 1315 code for a protein of 324 amino acids. Lineage: Eukaryota; Metazoa; Arthropoda; Insecta; Hymenoptera; Formicidae. The transcript is spliced from 6 exons. The record is from RefSeq and is a predicted model, not a curated record. Gene Ontology annotation, cellular component: membrane.